CUCUUUCUUCUUUUCUUCCUUCUCUUUCAUCAUUUUCAUUGUUCUGCUCGCCACUCUCGGUUCUUCUCCAACGACCAUUCCCAUUGCGGGUAACAUUUUUCUAUCUCCCUCUCUCCUACACUCGCUUUCACUGCGCUUUAUCUCGCUGUCGCUUCUUCUCGUCGACUCCCUCGUUCAUUCGAUCGCGUGUCUAUUCGUAUUGCUCCGGCGGUGCCCCUCCCCCUUAUCAGUGACUAUACUGUAACGUUCGAUCAGCUGCCCGCAGCUGUUGUCGUCAUCACCACCAUGGCGUUCAGUCUCUUUGGAAACAGAGAGAGCGCUAGUUACGCCAAAUACUUCAACAUCCGAUUGGACGAAGAUUACAUUGUCUUCCGCGGAAGCGAACAUGAAGCCGCCAGCGCCCAUCUCACCGGUCGUCUUUUGCUCUGUCUCUCAGAACCCCUCACUAUCAAACAUCUCCGGUUACAUUUAACGGGAAUUUCGCGUGUCUGUUGGCAUCUUCCAUCGUCUUCCGCCGGCGGCGGCCGGAAGAACUGGAGGGAAAAGUCAUUCUACGAAAAGACAUGGCGAUUCAGGGAACCCGGUAAAGGCAAGACCGAAACACUCCGCGCCGGCAAUUACGAAUACCCCUUCGAUGUCGUCCUCGAGGGCUCUCUGCCGGAGAGCAUUGAGGGGUUGACCGAUACAUAUGUGACGUACCGGUUCAAGGCGGAGAUCAAUCGAAAAUAUGCGAAGGAUAUUGUUGUUCGCAAGCCGCUACGGAUCAUCCGGACAUUGGAACCCAGCGCGCUUGAGCUUGCGCAUGCAAUGUCGGUGGAAAACAUUUGGCCGAACAAGAUCGAAUACUCGAUUACCACACCCACGAAAGCCGUCAUUUUCGGUACCAAUAUCCAAAUCGAAUUCAAAUUAAUACCCCUCCUUAAAGGUCUCCGCAUUGGACAAAUUGUCUCGCAACUUGUCGAGACUCACGAUCUCACCCUCAACCCCGACGACCCCGAAUCCUUCCGCAAUUCGUACAAGAACACAAGGACAAUUGUCAGCGACGAGCAUGAGUUUGAUCCGGACAACGACCUGGAAAUCCUUGACGAGUCUGUCGAAGGCUAUCAAUUCUCGCGCAAUCUCGUUCUGCCCAAGACCCUUGCGAAGUGUCUGCAAGAUACGGACACUAGAGGCAUUAAGAUCCGGCACAAGCUCAAGUUCCGACUCCAGCUUCAUAAUCCCGAUGGUCAUGUUAGCGAGCUACGCGCGACGCUCCCUGUUUCGGUCUAUAUCUCCCCCAACCUGCCCUUCGACGACGAGAACAACCUGGUCGACCAAAGCCCUCAAAUGGCGGAGAGGGCUAUCCAAGAUAGCGCUCGACAAGCACCCCCGUUGUACGGCGAGCACCAGUUCGAUCAGCUCUACAGCGAUGUCGAUCCCAGUGGUUACCGGACCCCUGGUCCGAUGAGUAGCCCGGGUACGCCAUUUGGCUCGCUCAGUCGCAACUUGUCAGCGGAAAACCUAGCUUCGAUGAAUGCUUUGACCAACAGCGAUAUCUCUGCGUCGGCUUUGCACCAUCGUCUGGCAAACCUCCGCGCCAACCGACUCAGUCAGGUCAGCCAUCUCACGCCGUCAGAGCCGGAGAACCACCAUGACUCGCGAUUAGGUGUUCCUCAAGAUUACUUUGGUCCUUCGUCCGGGUCGACCUCUCACACUCCGGCAAGUCCCGUGCUGUCCCGACGGGCUUCUGACGAGGGUGAGCACGAGCACUUCCACCACCCGAUUCCGUCGGGCAUGGCUACGCCGUUCCAUCCUCACUCUUCAGAGCUCGAGACCCUGAGUCGCGUUCCCAGUUACGACACGGCCAUGCGGUCAAACAUACAUCUACGGAGACACGAUCCCCUUCCCGACUACAACACCGUGGUUGCUAGCGACGUUCACACCCCAACCCCUCCGCAAUCGCCGCAGCGGGCAUACGUUCGGGAUUCGGCUCGCGGGUCGUCGGAAAACCAAUGUCCGACGCUGGAGGUGCCACAACGACCUCUAUUCCAAUCUCGCUCACCCAGCCAGAUGGAUGAUGCGGACCGCAACCUGCGCGUCUUUCAGGCUCGGGCCUAAAAUUUUAUACAUCUACCUAAUAUGCAUCAUUCUGUGGAGCCUACCCAGGAGGUUCACUCUGAUUUCACCAGCAUGAGGAUGCGGGUCAUCUUCACAUGAUUAGACGGAAGGAAUUCUCCUCUUCAUUAUCUCUCCAUUUACGUUUUUGGGAUUGGCGUUCUACCAUAUAGACGGAUAUUUUGAAAUUUUGGUUUAAGGGGUCGGGUUUGGUUUCGGAUGACGGGAACGAUACAACGCCAGCAGUGCAUACAUUGACUGGCCCGCAUGAGUUACGUUUUUUUUUUUUUUUUUUUAAUGUAUUUU
Messenger RNA from Aspergillus glaucus CBS 516.65, 2400 nucleotides. RefSeq names its product arrestin family protein. Gene Ontology annotation, biological process: ubiquitin-dependent endocytosis. Lineage: Eukaryota; Fungi; Ascomycota; Eurotiomycetes; Eurotiales; Aspergillaceae. The transcript is spliced from 5 exons. The record is from RefSeq and is a predicted model, not a curated record. Bases 286 to 2097 code for a protein of 603 amino acids. Gene Ontology annotation, molecular function: protein-macromolecule adaptor activity; ubiquitin protein ligase binding. Gene Ontology annotation, cellular component: cytosol; cytoplasm; plasma membrane.